This is a messenger RNA of Dermacentor albipictus, 1166 nucleotides long. RefSeq lists its product as uncharacterized. The record is from RefSeq and is a predicted model, not a curated record. Lineage: Eukaryota; Metazoa; Arthropoda; Arachnida; Ixodida; Ixodidae.
GUCCAUAAACAGAAGACGAAGAAGAGAAUACGCUACGGGGUAUGGGCAACCUUUUGAAUCCCACCGUUGCUCAUGACGGCGUCGAAAUGGGUGAUGACAAACUACUUUCAAGUGGUGCCGAUGAAUUGCCUGCUUCCAGCGUCCUCAUUCCACGACAGCGCCCCAGCUUAGCCUCACCUUUGGGCUUGACAAGCAGCAGCCCCAUCCCCACAGGGCCUGGGGAGCUCCGACACCCUGGCGCUACCUUGGUGAUGCAGUCAUCCAGCUUACUUGGGGAAGCCACUAAACCGAGGCACGUGAAACGACCACGUAUUUUGCGGAAUCAACGCUCGCUAGGUCCCACUGCCUCGUGGUCGAGUAGUAGUCGCAGACACAGGUAUCCGCAACCACAGGAGACGCCACAAAAGGCGGAGCAGGCAUCUUGCCGACGUCUGAAAAGCAGUCUCUGCGUGGUGGUCAGCCCGUCCAAACAGAACGCAGCGUCGAAAUUGGCUGCGGUCAUGACGGGCAACUGGGGAACGCGUUCAUCGCCAUUCACCUCGGCGGCUCAGCAUUUGGCUUCUACGUCAUCCUUGAAUGAGCAACGCAUACCACUGUCAACUGAGAGUGCUACAUCGGCGUUGGCGGAGCCUCGAGCGCUAGAGGAAGGGCGCGCAGGCGAACCGGCGGCUGGCGCAUGCGCUGACUCUAGCUCCACUGGACGCGGCUUCCGGCGGGUGUCCGUGUUCACUCGCAGCUUGCUCCUCGUGGGCGCCACCGCCUCGCUACUCGGCACGCUAGUCACCGUGGCCACCUGGAACCUCUUGCAAGGACAGGCUGAACUUGACGUCGCGUACAACAUCUCGAGCCUGCUGCGGCUACUGGCACCUUCUGCCAGUGGCGCUGAAAGUGGCAACUUCGUCAAUCGUAAUGCGUCAUGGCUUGCAUCAACGAACAGCAGCGUUGCGGAUCAUUUCACUACCGCAAAAACUAUGGCGCCCGUUAAAGACAACUUGGUGCCCCUCUUUUAAAGCUCACUGCAUUGCUUGUGACCUCUUUGUUCCGGAAACCUUUAUUUGUUUUGAGCCUCACGAAACGCAUACGUUCGAUUAGUAUCGCAUUAUUUAUUUGCAGCAAUAAAUAAUGCAGUAGCAUAAUGUAGCAACCAAUAAAUAAUGUAACAGCCA